AUGGAUUUUAUGGAUUUCUUCGGAGGACAUCGCGUCAUGCUUGGGCAGAGAGGAGGACGACAUGACCCUGCAAUGAUGUUUUACGGCCCGCGAGUACGCCUCGCCGCGCUUGCGAUUCCAGAGCGUCGUCGACGUCGACGGCCAGCUCACAUCAUCUAUGAUGAUUAUGAUUCUGAUUCCGACGACUCGGAUUAUGACUAUGACUAUCGACAUAUACGUCGACGACGACACUGUUGCCGACCCCGGGUUACUUUCAACAACUACAUCUACCGGUGA
Messenger RNA from Exophiala xenobiotica, 276 nucleotides. RefSeq lists its product as uncharacterized. Lineage: Eukaryota; Fungi; Ascomycota; Eurotiomycetes; Chaetothyriales; Herpotrichiellaceae. The transcript is spliced from 2 exons. Bases 1 to 276 code for a protein of 91 amino acids. The record is from RefSeq and is a predicted model, not a curated record.